AUGUAUAAUACCACCUCCAUAUGCCAGCUGAUGCCCUUUAACACCACCAAGUCCUUUAAAAUCCCUGUGUACUCUAUUGUGCUGGCGGCUGGGCUGCCUCUGAACUGCUUGGCACUUUGGGCUUUGAUCUACCAGAUGAAGAAGUCAGUCACCAUCUCAGUUUAUAUCACGAACUUGGUCUUAGCUGACCUCUUGCAGAUUCUGACGCUGCCGUUUUGGAUGUACUAUAGCUACCAAGGCCACUAUUGGGGCGUAGGGAAAGAGCUCUGUGCCAUGGCCGGUCUAGCGUUCCGCACAAAUUUCUACGCCAAAAACUACUUCUUGUGUCUUGUCGCCAUGGAGCGAUACAUGGGCUUAAUCCAUCCUCUCAGGUUCCACAGGGUGCAGACGAUUCGAGGUGCCACCAAAGUGAGUGUUGCCACUUGGCUUCUGGUGACAACUUUGUGUGCGACUGGCAUUGGGCUACAGAUGAAAAAUCCACAAGUAAGGCACAACUACUGCCUAGAUAGUUCUGUACUGAACUACAACUAUGCCCUUUUUAAGCUGAGCAUUGUAGGUUUCUCCUUCUUUAUCCCUUGCCUUCUGAUGGGGUUCUUCUACUUCAGAGUCCUCUAUGAACUCAGGAAGGUGGUCUCUCUGGAGAAGAGAGCCAAGAGGCAGAUCUAUGGCUUCAUCACCCUCAUCAUCGCCACCUUCUUCCUCCUGUUCACCCCUUACCAAGUGACUUCGUUUUACAGAUUCUACAGCGAAGUGAUGCUGAAACAUGACCAUCGCCGGCUCUGCGAAUCUGUGAGAAAUAUUUUCAUCUACAAGCAUGUCACAUUGUGCCUAAGUACUCUGGACAAUAUCUUGGACCCUCUUCUUUAUAUCUUGCUUCUCAAGGAUAUCCGAGCAGAGCUCAAAGAUACACUCAGUUUCAGGGCUCACGGGACAGGAAUCUCGAACAAAUCGGAAGAGCAAGAUAUUUCCCCAUAUGUUACCACUGAACAGAUGUAA
This is a messenger RNA of Sceloporus undulatus (fence lizard), 996 nucleotides long. Its product is annotated as G-protein coupled receptor 4-like. The record is from RefSeq and is a predicted model, not a curated record. Gene Ontology annotation, molecular function: G protein-coupled receptor activity. Lineage: Eukaryota; Metazoa; Chordata; Lepidosauria; Squamata; Phrynosomatidae. Gene Ontology annotation, biological process: G protein-coupled receptor signaling pathway. The transcript has a single exon. Gene Ontology annotation, cellular component: membrane. The coding region runs from base 1 to 996 and encodes 331 amino acids.